Messenger RNA from Oryza brachyantha (malo sina), 2067 nucleotides. RefSeq names its product phosphoribosylglycinamide formyltransferase, chloroplastic. Gene Ontology annotation, cellular component: chloroplast; cytoplasm. Gene Ontology annotation, molecular function: phosphoribosylglycinamide formyltransferase activity. The coding region runs from base 60 to 917 and encodes 285 amino acids. NCBI's taxonomy places the organism in Eukaryota, Viridiplantae, Streptophyta, Magnoliopsida, Poales, Poaceae. The record is from RefSeq and is a predicted model, not a curated record. Gene Ontology annotation, biological process: 'de novo' IMP biosynthetic process. The transcript has 5 exons.
UGCCCCGCCCCUUCGCGUCGUCGCGCGCCACUGCAGAGGCGACGCCGGGGAUUCUCGCGAUGGAGGCGGCCGUCGCAUCGACAGGCGCCGGCCUGCGCUGCUCGAUGCCUAAGCAGCAGCAGGAGCGGCAGCGGCGAAGCGCACGAGUAGGCUUCGUCUCCCAGCCGCAACCCCGCGCUGUCCGCUGCAUGCGGUUGCCCCUUCCGGAUGCCCGCGCUUACGUGGCGGGGGCGGCGAAGCGGGGUGAGGCUGGGAGCGUUGGGGUGGAGAGGAAGAGGCUCGCGGUGUUCGUGUCCGGCGGGGGCUCCAACUUCCGGGCGAUCCACGAGGCCGCUUUGGGUGGGGAGGUGAACGGCGAUGUGGUUGCGCUGGUUACCGAUAAACCAGGCUGUGGAGGAGCCGAGCAUGCGAGGGGCAAUGGCAUACCGGUUAUUGUGUUCCCGAAGUCGAAAUCGGUGCCGGAGGGGGUAUCUACUGAUGAGCUGCUGAAAUCUCUGAGGGAACUCAGGGUAGACUUCAUUCUACUUGCUGGUUACCUGAAGCUUAUACCGGUUGAGCUGGUUCAAGCAUAUCCAAAAUCCAUUUUGAAUAUUCAUCCUUCACUACUCCCGGCAUUUGGAGGCAAGGGUUAUUAUGGUAUGAAGGUGCAUAAAGCAGUCAUCACAUCAGGAGCUAGGUACUCGGGUCCAACCGUGCACUUUGUGGAUGAGCACUUUGAUACAGGAAGGAUUUUAGCCCAAAGGGUCGUGCCUGUGCUAGCCAAUGAUACUCCAGAGCAAUUGGCUGCAAGAGUGCUUCAUGAGGAGCACCAGGUUUAUGUUGAGGCAGUUGCUGCCUUAUGUGAGGAUCGAAUUGUAUGGAGAGAAGAUGGCGUCCCACUUAUGAGAAGCCAGACAAACACUGAAGAGUACACUUAAACUCAUGGUACUCUACUUGCUAUGGAGCACGCACUCAUGAUGAGCUGCUAGAAUGACUGCCAUUUUUCCCCAAGGCAUGAAGUUCAUUCGUACUAAUUGAGAGAACUAACAUGUCUGGUGCUUGUUACUGAAACCAAAUAUCUUGUGCCAUUGAACUCACUGCUCGUUGUGUGGCUUUGCUUCAACAAUGACAUGACUUACUUUAGUAACUUAGAUGUUUGAUGGUAUGACUUGUGGAACGGUACUGGUUGUUGCAUGUACCAAGUUUGGGGGUUCCAUUAUACCCUUUUGUCGUGCAAUUGUUGUAAAUUGCUGAAGCCAAGUCAAUCAGAUGGGGUAAGAAACCUGGUCAGAUCAUACAAGUUUUCAAUGUGUGAUCUGAUUACCAUGCUUCCCACAUCUUCCAUCCUUGUUUCGUCUGACAUGUUAAUAUUUUAACCCAACCGAAGUUUUCUUUGAGAUGUUGAAUGUUUUCUUGCAAAAAUUUCAGUAUGUGAGAGGGAAAGAAGAAGGGGAUGGUGCAAAUGGCAGCCAUUCUUAGAGAGCCCUCUCGGACAGAAAGGUCCUGCCCUGUCUUCCUCCAUUUUGUUUCUUAGUUACUACAUUUAUAUAUGGAGUUUGGGUUGUUAGAUGAGGGCUUGAAGCAACCAAGGUUGUUUAUUGUAUUCAUCUCCCCUCUCAGUUUGUUUGUAAGUUCUGAGGAAGACGGGUGGGUGGUUAAUGCACCUUCAAGCUGCGUUUCUUUCAUAUAUAGGAGUAUGCAGGUUGCGGUUGUGGAUACCUACAUUUUUUAAUUCAAUUCAGAGUCUCGUCAAUCGUCACCAUGCAUUGCAUUGUUCCGUUGCAUUAUUGGACUGACACUGUGAUGGACAGCUCCAGUCCCUUGUAUCCCUCGACACCAAGCUUGAUUAAACCACUCAUCCAACCGGAUAAUGAAGCAUGGAGAAACAAAAAUAUCGAUCCAUAGACUUAAAGCAAACCAGGGAAUUUCACUGUGCAAUUUUGCUUCUAUUUUCAUACAUGCAAUUAUAUUUGGCUAAAUUUGCUAUGGUACACGUAAAAUUUACUUAAUCAGCUGCCGGACACUGAAAACGUGGUUCGGCUCGAAUACUCUCAAAAACUUGUAAUAAUUUAUUGGGGGGGACAAUAA